Molecule: messenger RNA, 978 nt
Organism: Nematostella vectensis (starlet sea anemone)
Lineage: Eukaryota; Metazoa; Cnidaria; Anthozoa; Actiniaria; Edwardsiidae
Product: class E basic helix-loop-helix protein 22
Exons: 2
Coding region: 118-657 (179 amino acids)
Molecular function (GO): protein dimerization activity
Source: RefSeq, a predicted model, not a curated record
CGCGCUCAUACCCGAGGCUCGCAUUCAUACAAAGGCUGUCAAGCCAACAACGAGCGGUAGUAUCGCGCGAAUCAAGAAAACUCACCGGCUCUCAGCUGCUACUAGUAUUCAACUAUCAUGACAAAAGGCGAAGGUACAGAAACUGUGAUCGCUUGCAGCAGCGGUGAAUGCACCGGGAAAGAAAAAGAAGACAGUACGAGAUAUCGCAAAUGGGCUCUUUUGGAUCGAAGCCGUCGGCUAAAAGCAAGCGCAAGAGAGCGAAAACGGCGGCAUGUUUUAAACAACGCAUUGGAAUUACUGCGAAAGAAGGUGCCCUGCGUCGACCAGAAUCCCCAGAAGUUAUCAAAGAUUGAAGUGCUACGAUUGGCGAUUGAUUAUAUUGCAAUGCUCAGUUGUUAUCUGAACAACAGCCAGUCUGCAGCUGUGUGCUCUCAGCCCGCGCUCUCCGCAUCUAUAGGAUCGCAAGCUGCUGCCAUGCUCCUAGACCACGGAAAUUCGUUCAACGCAGCUACGGCAGCUUUCUUCAACGGAGUCCCAACUAAGACCGAACCAAAUGCUGCUAUGAUGAUGGACGACUGCUCAAAAAGAGUUGCAGAGCACUAUGGAAUCACAACAACAGAGUUAGACGUUUACCUGCACGGCUAUCAAGAACAGUGAAUACCACAUCUAGGCUUUUAUUAACGAAUUGUAAAAAAAAGACUACCUCGAAAUGUAAAUAUGAACACGCUUUUAUAGAUAUUAAUAUUUUAUACUAAAGAUUGUAAUUUUUGAAAAAAUAAUAUUAUGGAAAUGGUUUUGUUUCUAUGGUGGAAAAAUAUCUUUCUAUUUUGAACAUUUUCGUGAACGCCCAGAACAUUUGAACAAAUAGCGGAUCUUUUUUUCUUAUAAAAUGAUUUCUCACUCUUUCUUUAAUAUUGUACAUAAAACGUAUUAUAGUUUGUAUAAAAGAAAUAAAAUCAAUUAUGAAGAGUUUUUAAA